Triticum aestivum (bread wheat) is the source of this 920-nucleotide messenger RNA. RefSeq lists its product as uncharacterized. The transcript is spliced from 3 exons. NCBI's taxonomy places the organism in Eukaryota, Viridiplantae, Streptophyta, Magnoliopsida, Poales, Poaceae. The record is from RefSeq and is a predicted model, not a curated record. The coding region runs from base 162 to 920 and encodes 252 amino acids.
GUACCUCGCGUAGGCUUCCUCAUUGUUGAUUGCUGCCUCCCCGUACUCUCUCUGACUCUCUCUAUCUCUUCCCGUUCAGAUCCACAUCAUCACCACGCCUCUAAUCCAGCCAUGGCCUCCCCGUGCCUCUCCUCUUCAUCACUCACCACCACCGCCAUAACAUGGAGCUCAGCCGUCCAGCGUUUCUUCCUCCAUCGUUCCUGCUACGCCGGUCUCCACCACCGCCUUCUCUAAGUUCACAUUUGGUUCCCGAUGUCGCCGUGUCUCUCCGUCAAGGGAGCUUCGUUGCUUCCCUCUCCAACAGGCCACCUUCCCCUCAUCUUAGAUCCCCAACCCCCUCCGCCAGCGUCAGAUCCGGCAAGCCGGCCGAAGAGCACCAGCAUCAUGCCCUCCCCACCAUGGUAGGCCGAGCUCCUCCUCACGCUGGCCUCCUCCAUCAAGGUCGUCGAGCUCCCUCUCCUCUGCAACGGCCUCGAGGUCGACACUACCACAGAAUUCGCCUCGCUUCAAAUUCCACACUUCGUCCCGAUUCGGUUCAGAUACCAUGGGGUGAGGAGCAUUGCUUUGACCAUUCUAGAAUACACCAAGGACACAAGGAGUAUGUGCUGGGCUGCUGGUGUUUGCUGGAGCUACACUUGCUUCAUUGCUCCACCCAAGAAGCAUGUGCACACUGCAUACCAGAGAAUGCAGAGUGGUCCAUAAUUUAUUUGCUUGUGUUAGACUCCCUUUGUAUGAAAUGUAAGACUUUUUUGAGUCUCAAUCUAAACCAAACUGAAUACCAGAGAAAUGCACAUUUUGAUAUUGAGUAUAUCAUUUUCUUAUAUUAUACAACUUACCUUGAAGAUGUAAAACAUUCUUUUGGCUGGUAUAUACUCCCUCAAUGUAAAAGCAUAUACGUUCUACUUCAAUUUGUUUUGUAG